GGCGCUGUUGUGACGAGGACGUGGCAGAAGCCGACAUCAUCUCCACUGUUGAGUUUAACUACUCUGGAGACCUUCUUGCAACAGGAGACAAAGGUGGCAGAGUUGCUAUUUUCCAGCGGGAACAAGAGAAUAAAGGCCGCGCUCACUCUAGGGGAGAGUACAAUGUUUACAGUACCUUUCAGAGUCAUGAGCCAGAGUUUGACUAUUGGAAAAGUCUAGAAAUUGAAGAAAAAAUUAAUAAAAUCAGGUGGUUACUGCAACAGAAUGCUGCUCAUUUUCUACUCUCUACAAAUGAUAAAACUAUUAAAUUAUGGAAAAUAAGUGAACGGGAUAAAAGAGCAGAAGGUUAUAACUUGAAAGAUGAAGAUGGAUGACUUCGAGACCCAUUUAGAAUUACAGCACUACGGGUUCCAAUAUUGAAGCCCAUGGACCUUAUGGUAGAAGUAAGUCCACGACGAAUUUUUGCAAAUGCUCAUACAUAUCACAUUAAUUCCAUUUCAGUAAAUAGUGAUCAUGAAACAUAUCUCUCUGCAGAUGAUCUGAGAAUUAACCUAUGGCAUUUAGAAAUCACAGAUAGAAGCUUCAACAUUGUGGACAUCAAGCCAGCUAACAUGGAGGAGCUGACAGAAGUCAUCCCUGCUGCUGAGAUCCACCUACACCAGUGCAAUGUGUUCGUCUAUAGCAGUAGCAAGGGGACCAUCAGGCUGUGUGACAUGCGCUCCUCUGCCCUGUGUGACAGGCAUGCCAAGUUUUUUGAAGAGCCAGAAGACCCCAGCAGUAGAUCCUUUUUCUCAGAAAUAAUCUCGUCUAUGUCUGACGUCAAGUUCAGCCACAGUGGUCGGUACAUGAUGACCAGAGACUAUCUGUCAGUGAAGGUAUGGGACCUCAACGUGGAGGGCAGGCCUGUCAAGACCCACCAGGUACAUGAGUACCUACGAAGCAAGCUCUGCUCCUUGUAUGAGAAUGACUGCAUCUUUGACAAGUUUGAGUGUUGCUGGAACGGUUCAGACAGUGCCAUUAUGACGGGGUCCUACAACAACUUCUUCAGAAUGUUUGAGAGAAACACACGGAGGGAUGUUACACUGGAAGCCUCGAGAGAGAACAGCAAACCCCGAGCCAGCCUGAAGCGCCAGAAAGUAUGUACAGGGGGUAAGAGAAAGAAAGACGAGAUUAGCGUAGACAGUUUGGACUUCAAUAAGAAGAUCCUUCACACAGCCUGGCACCCCAUGGAGAGCAUUAUUGCUGUAGCUGCCACCAAUAACUUGUAUAUAUUCCAGGACAAAAUAAACUAAGGAAGCUGACUGGAGGACCAAGUGUUG
This is a messenger RNA of Microtus oregoni (creeping vole), 1319 nucleotides long. RefSeq names its product serine/threonine-protein phosphatase 2A 55 kDa regulatory subunit B delta isoform-like. The record is from RefSeq and is a predicted model, not a curated record. Bases 426 to 1292 code for a protein of 288 amino acids. The transcript has a single exon. Gene Ontology annotation, cellular component: protein phosphatase type 2A complex; cytosol. Gene Ontology annotation, biological process: peptidyl-serine dephosphorylation. Gene Ontology annotation, molecular function: protein phosphatase regulator activity; protein binding. Lineage: Eukaryota; Metazoa; Chordata; Mammalia; Rodentia; Cricetidae.